Messenger RNA from Biomphalaria glabrata, 1035 nucleotides. RefSeq names its product FMRFamide receptor-like. Gene Ontology annotation, molecular function: G protein-coupled receptor activity. The transcript has a single exon. Gene Ontology annotation, biological process: G protein-coupled receptor signaling pathway. NCBI's taxonomy places the organism in Eukaryota, Metazoa, Mollusca, Gastropoda, Planorbidae. Bases 1 to 1035 code for a protein of 344 amino acids. The record is from RefSeq and is a predicted model, not a curated record. Gene Ontology annotation, cellular component: plasma membrane.
AUGUCCCUCGAGAACACUACAAAACUUACAAGUCCCACAAUCCAGCUACUAGUUCAACAGGAAGCGGUCACUUUCUUUCUAACAUUCAAUCUCUUGGUCUGCGGGGAGAUAAUCGGAGUGCUUGGAAUUGUCGGUAACGUCAUCAACAUUGUUGCCUUCACCAAAGAAGGCUUGCAAGACAGCGUGAACAUUACCUUAAGCGCCCUAGCCGUCAGCGACAUUGGGGCUCUCCUCACUCAGAUGGUGGUGAAUAUAUGUUUCAGCCCGUUCUGGAACGGCGCGGACAUUCAGUAUUCUUCGCUCGUGGUUUUCUCUACCAUGUUUUUCUACCCCCGAGAAUAUUUUAUGAGAGUAAGCGGCCUGAUUACUGCAUUCGCCACCUCUGAGAGAUGCAUGUGUGUUCUCCUGCCUUUGAAAGUAAAAGGCAUCAUCACUCGCAAAGUCGCUGCGGUUGUGGUCGGCUCUAUUUUCGUGGUAAUCUCUGCUUAUAUGUUUCCCCCUUACUACGUCACGUACUUCGACUGGGGUUUGGAUACGAAACGAAACCAAACAAAAAUAUUGCUUUUAUACCGAAACAAUCCGGAAACAGUGCUCAGAGUUUCCUAUUUAAUAACGGACAUGUUUGUGCCAUACGCCACGUUCUUUAUUUUAAUUCUCUGCAACGCUGUCAUAGUUGUAAGGCUCAGGUCUAGCUGGAGGUGGAGGCGUACGGUCACAUCGGGCAAACAUUCUGGAAGCAAGGAGAUCUCCGGCAAAGAGAAGAAGCUGGUGAAAAUGCUGACGACUGUGUCCAUCAUAUUUCUCCUCUGCCUCACACCCCAGUCCGCCAUGCUUACUGCUCUGGGCAUCGUCCGAGAGCUGAAGAUUAACGGACCCUACUUUGACGUGUCUCUGUUGGUCUAUUCCUUCACGUUUCUACUGGAGACCAUCAACUGUAGUGUGAAUAUCAUAGUCUAUUACAACAUGAGCUCAAAGUUCAGGGAACGGAUACAAACCUGGCUUCCGUGCCUUCGAAGAGCAAAAGAUAUCUCUUAA